Messenger RNA from Camelus dromedarius (Arabian camel), 4293 nucleotides. It is a transcript of the gene FGFR3, whose product is annotated as fibroblast growth factor receptor 3. The coding region runs from base 253 to 2670 and encodes 805 amino acids. Gene Ontology annotation, molecular function: fibroblast growth factor receptor activity; fibroblast growth factor binding; ATP binding. Gene Ontology annotation, cellular component: signaling receptor complex; plasma membrane. The record is from RefSeq and is a predicted model, not a curated record. Lineage: Eukaryota; Metazoa; Chordata; Mammalia; Artiodactyla; Camelidae. Gene Ontology annotation, biological process: positive regulation of MAPK cascade; multicellular organism development; protein phosphorylation. The transcript has 18 exons.
GGGCAGCUGGUGCCGAGCGGUCCUGCUCGGCCAGGCGCACGGACGCACCGCAGAGCCGACGGCUGGAGGGACCGGGCGCAGGCUCUGGACUGGCGGGCAGCGAGCGCGAGCAAGAGCUGCGCUCAGUGAGUCUGGCGCAGGCGGCCGCCAGACUCUCUAGCGGCGCCUCCUCCCGCCGGUGCCAGAGCCGGGCCAUGGGGGACAGCAUGCCGGCGCGCGCCGCCUGAAGACGCCGUAACACCCGCCCCCGUGAUGGGCGCCCCGGCUUGCGCCCUCGCGUUCUGUGUGGCCGUGGCAGUUGUGACCAGCGCUGCCUCCGGGUCCCCAGGCAUGGAGCGACACGUCGUGCGGAGGGCGGCAGAGGUCCCAGGCCCUGAGCCCAGCCAACGGGAGCUGGUCUUUGGCAGUGGGGAUACUGUGGAGCUGAGCUGUCACCUGCCCGCAGUGGGGCCCACCGAGCCCACCGUCUGGGUGAAGGAUGGGGCAGGGUUGGUGCCUUCGGACCGCGUCCUGGUGGGGCCUCAGCGGCUGCAGGUGCUAAACGCCUCCCACGAGGACGCUGGGGCCUACAGCUGCCGGCGGCCACUCAGCCAGCACGUGCUGUGCCGCUUCAGCGUGCGUGUGACAGAUGCUCCAUCCUCGGGAGAUGAUGAAGAUGGGGAGGACGAGGCUGAAGACACAGCAGGGGCCCCUUACUGGACACGGCCUGAGCGGAUGGACAAGAAGCUGCUGGCCGUGCCGGCUGCCAACACUGUUCGAUUCCGCUGCCCAGCCGCCGGCAACCCCACUCCGUCCAUCUCCUGGCUGAAGAACGGCAAGGAGUUCCGAGGCGAGCACCGCAUUGGGGGCAUCAAGCUGCGGCACCAGCAGUGGAGCCUGGUCAUGGAGAGCGUGGUGCCCUCGGACCGCGGCAACUACACGUGUGUGGUGGAGAACAAGUUCGGCAGCAUCCGGCAGACGUACACACUGGACGUGCUGGAGCGCUCUCCACACCGGCCCAUCCUGCAGGCGGGGCUGCCCGCCAACCAGACAGCGGUGCUGGGCAGUGAUGUCGAGUUCCACUGCAAGGUGUACAGCGAUGCGCAGCCCCACAUCCAGUGGCUGAAGCACGUGGAGGUGAACGGCAGCAAAGUGGGGCCAGAUGGCACGCCCUACGUCACUGUGCUUAAGUCGUGGAUCAGUGAGAGUGCGGAGGCUGACGCACGCCUCCGCCUGGCCAAUGUGUCCGCGCGCGAUGGGGGCGAGUACCUCUGUCGAGCCUCCAAUUUCGUAGGCGUGGCUGAGAAGGCCUUUUGGCUGCGUGUUCACGGGCCCCAAGCAGCGGAGGAGGAGCUGGUGGAGGCUGGUGAGGCUGGCAGUGUGUACGCAGGCAUCCUCAGCUACGGGGUGGGCUUCCUCCUCUUCAUCCUGGUAGUGGCCACCGUGACGCUCUGCCGCCUGCGCAGCCCCCCCAAGAAGGGCCUGGGCUCGCCCGCCGUGCACAAGGUCUCUCGCUUCCCGCUCAAGCGACAGCAGGUGUCCCUGGAGUCCAGCUCUUCCAUGAGCUCCAACACGCCGCUGGUGCGGAUCGCCCGGCUGUCCUCCGGGGAGGGCCCCGCGCUGGCCAACGUCUCUGAGCUCGAGCUGCCUGCCGACCCCAAGUGGGAGCUGUCCCGGGCCCGGCUGACCCUGGGCAAGCCUCUCGGGGAGGGCUGCUUCGGCCAGGUAGUCAUGGCGGAGGCCAUUGGCAUUGACAAAGACCGAGCUGCGAAACCCGUCACCGUGGCGGUGAAGAUGCUGAAAGAUGACGCCACAGAUAAGGACCUGUCGGACCUGGUGUCCGAGAUGGAGAUGAUGAAGAUGAUUGGCAGACACAAGAACAUCAUCAACCUGCUGGGCGCCUGCACCCAGGGCGGGCCCCUGUACGUGCUGGUGGAGUACGCGGCCAAGGGCAACCUGAGGGAGUACCUGCGGGCGCGGCGGCCCCCGGGCACGGACUACCCCUUCGACACCUGCAGGCUGCCCGCGGAGCAGCUCACCUUCAAGGACCUGGUGUCCUGCGCCUACCAGGUGGCACGCGGCAUGGAGUACCUGGCCUCGCAGAAGUGUAUCCACAGGGACCUGGCGGCCCGCAAUGUGCUGGUGACCGAGGACAACGUGAUGAAGAUCGCGGACUUUGGCCUGGCCCGCGACGUGCACAACCUCGACUACUACAAAAAAACCACCAAUGGCCGGCUCCCCGUGAAGUGGAUGGCGCCUGAGGCCUUGUUUGACCGAGUCUACACCCACCAGAGUGACGUCUGGUCCUUUGGGGUCCUGCUCUGGGAGAUCUUCACACUGGGGGGCUCGCCCUACCCUGGCAUCCCCGUGGAGGAGCUCUUCAAGCUGCUGAAAGAAGGCCACCGCAUGGACAAGCCAGCCAACUGCACACAUGACCUGUACAUGAUCAUGAGAGAGUGCUGGCACGCCGCGCCCUCCCAGAGGCCCACCUUCAAGCAGCUGGUGGAGGACCUGGACCGCGUCCUCACAGUGACGUCCACUGACGAGUACCUGGACCUGUCGGUGCCCUUUGAGCAGUACUCGCCGGGUGGCCAGGACACGCCCAGCUCCAGCUCCUCGGGGGAUGACUCCGUGUUUGCCCACGACCUGCUGCCCCCGGCCCCACCCGGCAGCGGGGCCUCGCGGACGUGAAGGGCUGUCGGCCUGCGGGCCGAGCCUCCAUCAAUGUGAGAAUGGACCCCAGCCCACCGUGCUGCUGCUCGUGUGCUGAGACCGCUGGGUCCCACUGGCCCAGGCCUGAGACCUGGUCUAGGUGGACAGAUGGGACAGACAGCUUCGUGUGUGUGCGCGUGUGUGUGCAGGGGUCCCCAGGGUUCCUUCUCUGCUGUACAGUGACCUGGCCACCUGUGCUGGCAGCACCAAGGGACCGAAUUUGGAAUGUAAGGGGCCCUGCCUGUGGAGCCCUUCAGGGUGGGGAGCUGGGCCCCUCCCCAGGCUCCCGGCCCGCCCCUCCCCCCACUGCCACCCCACAGGGAGCUUUGGGGCGGGCCAGGCUCCUGUGUCCAGAGUGGGCUGUGGCCCCUCCAAGUGCCCAAGCUGAGCCUGUAGGGAAGCCCCCACGUGGCACGCCUCCCACCUAAGGGGCACCUUGCGCCUGGGGUGUUAGCAGCCCCCCACUUCCAGGCCUCCCCACUUCCCACCCUGCUCCUCAGAAACUGAAAUUACGGGUACCUGAAGGCGGGAGCCUUUAACUUCUAUCUGAAAGGGUUAUUCCAGACACAAGUGUACAUUUCUAUAAAUAGAUGCUGUGUAUAUGAUCUACACCUACAUAUAUAUAUAUAUAUAUAUAUAUAUAUAUAUAUAUAUAUAUAUAUAUAUAUAUAUCUCUAUGUGGAAGAAGGAAGGCUGGGACACCUGAGGUGCGCACAAGACCUGAGGGUGCAGGGGGCGGGGGUCCCUAGCUGGGGGAGGCUCUGGGGAACUCGCUGUUCCGACAAAUGCAAAAACCGGCAAAGGCUGGAGGGGCUUUUCUGGCAUCGCAGUUUUGUUUUAAAAAUUGUACCUGGAUCUGUAUGUUUGUAAAGCUCUUUAUCGACCCCAGAGCCCGUGUCCCUGUCCCUCCCAUCACUCCUGGUGUGUAGCCAGCCACGUGGCAGAGGUUUCAGGUUUACCUUACUAACAGAGGGAAGGUUGAUGCCUCGUUGAGGGUUUGCUGAGGGUGCGUGCAGCCCACGCCCCAAGGUGCGAGCCAGCCCCGCACUCCCCCAGGGGCCGCGAAGAGCUUGGGAUGGUUCCGAGGAUGCUUUGUUUCCUUUGGCCUUCUUUUGCAGGAGAGUUAGAUUUCUAUAGGAUUUUUCUUUAGAUUUUUUUGGGGGGACUUCAAAGCAAGCUGGUAUUUUCAUACAAGUUCCUCUAAUUGCCACGUGUUCCAGGCGGGGAGGCAGUUUCCAGUGGGGGCCAGCCCUGCACGCAGGUUCAGAAGUUAUUAGAUGUUACAAGUUUAUAUAUAUCUAUAUAUAUAAUUUAUUGAGUUUUUACAAGAUGUAUUUGCUGUAGAUUUAACACUUCUUACGCAAUGCUUCUAGACUUUUAUAGCCCAGACUGCUACUUUUCAAAGCUUGGGAGAGAAAGCCACAGAUUCAGUCUUGUUACUCUGGGUGCCAUUAAUGGCCCUGCGUUUGGGCGCUGUUCUCUGCUUGUCAGCGGGCUCGGGCCAGGGUCUGUGUUCUCAGGGCCCCCAGCCUUGUGGGGGCCAAAGGUGUCAGCCCAAACCGGCAGAAGUGCUUUCCAAAAAAUAAAGACAUCUGGUUCAGA